Molecule: messenger RNA, 4850 nt
Organism: Xyrichtys novacula (pearly razorfish)
Lineage: Eukaryota; Metazoa; Chordata; Actinopteri; Labriformes; Labridae
Source: the annotation of a GenBank genome assembly
ACACCGGAAGUUGAACUACAUGAACCGGAUGUGGUUCUUGGUUACAAAGUAGCGUAAAUUGAGUUUUAGCGGUUAGCCGUGUGCUCAGCUUGCUUUGAUAUUUGGGACCGCUUUACCUGAAAAUUGUGUGAAAUCAGGUCUCAUUGUGAACUAUUAAUAAAGAAGAGUACGGGGAGAUGACUGAGUGACGACGUUUCAAAAGUUCUUUCCUUAAAAAGCAAAUAAAACGACCGAAGGAGCGCCACAUUUAGCUUUGUUAGCUUUGUGUGGACGGUAAAAACAACAACAGCUAUGACUCUGGCGGUGGGUCGAGAACCCAGGAAGACUGCGGGGAACCGCAUGUCAAAGUUACUGGAUGCUGAAGAGGAAGAUGAAUUUUAUAAGACGACUUAUGGAGGCUUCAACGAUGUGAGUAACCGAGCAGACCGACUCCGAGUGAGCUAAGGAGUUAGCAUGAGCUCCUGUGGGUGUCUGUAAACAGCUAAAUGAAUAUUUGUCAGAAUUUCACACAGAAGAAGCUGAUUUGACAACUAAACUAACUAGUUACAUUAAAGAAAUCAGUAAAAGUAUUGAUUUUAAAUGCAACUUAUAGCAGAUAAAAUGACUAUAGUAAUGAAAUCUGUAGCAUUACCCAAUGUAUUGUAUCAUAAGUUCACUAAAAGCAGGUACAGGGUAAGACAACUGUGUAUAUAGGAUUUUAACGUUCAGUAUUGGGUGUUAUAAAAUUGUAAUGCAUUUAACCAAAUCCAAAAAAUAGUAAUGAUAAUAUGAUAUCAAUUAGGGCUGGGCGAUAAAACAAUAGCGAUAUAUAUCGAAAAAUGAAUGUCCUGCAGUAUCAAUAUAAAACAUGAUUGAUAUGCUUUUCAAUAGUCGGGACUCUGCCAUGUUUUAGUAGACUAUACCAAUAGCCCAUGAAAAGGGGAGUUGCUCUGGGUCUGCUUCGCGCUGAACCAAUUGUGCUGAAUUAAAACACCUGUGUAGCCGAAACAGCGAACUAUUCAGUCCGCUUUCUCUAGUGCAACGCCUUACGACAAAACGUCAAAGAGACACAAAGACCUCAAAGAGGCAGUAGCUUAUUGUAUUGCAAAAGACACGCUACCAAUUGGCACUGUUAAAUUUUAUUUUUUAUAUUGUGAUGUAUAUCAGUAUCGACUGAUAUGAAAAAAAAAUAUUGUGAGAAACCUUUUCCCGUAUUGCCCAGCCCUAAUAACAACAUUGUAAAACAUCCAUUGGUUUAUGCGCUCUGUAACUAUUGACUUUAGUAUUGGCCAUAGAAAAAAUUUCUGGUGAACCUGUCAGGCUGCAGCAGUGAUUUGUUCACAAAUUUAACAUCUUAUUCAUCUGCAGCAUAUGAAAUGUUGAAAUGUUGAAUCUGCUCAUGCCACUUUCUUUUUCUUAAUGCGAACAUAUCAUUAAAACAGUAGCUCAGGUAGAGCGGUCGGCCAAUAACUGGAAGGUUGGCUGUUCAAUUCCCCCUUAUCCCUAGUCUGUCUGUUGUGUCCUUGGGUGAGACACUUAACCCAUCUUGCUCCCAGUGUGUCUCCUCCACUGGUGUAUGAUUGUGAGUGUUGUGUGGUGGUGGUUGAAGAGGCCAUUGGUGCAAAUUGGCAGUCACAUCUCCGUCAGUCUGCCCCAGGGCAGCUGUGACUACAAAGGUAGUUUACCACCACCAAGGUGUGACUGUGUGAGCGAAUGAAUGAUGUAUCCAAUAUAAAGCGCUUUGAGGGUCUAGAAUAUUAAAGUGCUAUAAAAUUUAAUGCAUUGUUACUAUUAUUUUUAUUAUUAUUAUUAUUAUUAUUAUUGUUAAAACCAGUAUGCUUUAGUGAGGCAUCAGUAACUGUGUCAGAAACUCACAGUUCUUCUUGGUAUCAACAACUUAGUGAAGGACAGAUGACAGCGCCAGUCUUCACUGCUUCACAGAUGAGAGGAAAAGCUUGUCAUGCGUCAGGACAUCACACCCUAUUUUUUGAUGUUGCAGCAACUUAAUUUAAGGUUGAUGACGAAUGGUACCAUCAAUUCUCAGUCUGGUUAAUUUUCUUAAAACAGCUGCUGGUUCAGGAGUUGACUCGUGUAGGAGGACUUGGCUACGGCUUGUCAGGCCGUUCUGACGUUAGUCUCAGCUGAGUUUAACAAGAGUAACAGAAAAAAAAAUCACUAACAAAUCCCAUGGUACCUUACUCAUCCUUGCUGAUGCUUAGAGAAAAUGUGUAUAGCUGAGCAGUUGGUUAAAUUUGAGGCUAAACUGACUUAUAAUGUCUGUCUUUUCAACGCAAAAUUUCAGAGUUUGCGUCUGUUGUGGUUUUUAUGUUGCAGCUCAACAGCACUGAGGGUUUUCUCAUGGCUUUGUCAACAGUUAUCAGUAAUUUUCCUUCCUCAGAUCUCAUUAAGUUUUGCCAUAGAGCUUUAAACACUUACAAGAGCUCCUGUUGCUUGAAGCUUGAAAUUACCACCAUGAUUCUUCCUGACUAACAGCAUAUAUUCUAUCUGGUACUGUAUAUCAGGCACUCUGAAUACAACAUAAUUAUAGAGUAGUUUAGCGAUCUGACUUGAGGGGGUAUUAUGGCGGUAACUGCAUUUACAGAUGAGCUGCUAAAUUUAUCCCCUUUUCCUUUCCAGGAAUCAGGAGAUGACGAGUAUCAUGGAGAACAUUCAGACACAGAGGAUGAGGUGGACAGCGACUUCGACAUUGACGAGGGUGACGAGCCGGACAGCGACCAGGAAGAGGACGCACCCAAGAGGAAAAGUCGAGUUGUCACCAAAGCUUAUAAGGUAGUUUAAAUUGUCUCAAGAGUCCCAGUCUGUGGAUAAGGUUCUGUCUUUUAUUAGGUGAAUCUGAGGCAAACCUGAGAUACCUUAUUGACCUUCUGUAAUACAAUUUCUAGCAUUCAGAUUUUUCAUCUCCACAUUAAAGUGAACACUGUUAAUAUGAUUAAAAGCUCCUUUCUAGUAUGGAAACUCUGCACUCCAAAUGAAACCUAACAUAAUGUUUUUCAUUUCAUCCAAGGAACCUAUAAAGGUGGCAAAACCUAAACCAAAAAGACCUUCAGAGGAGCAAAAGAAGACCGAGAAAGCUAAAGUAGAGCUCAAAAGGAGGAUUCCGCAAGAAUUCCAAGAUUUUGGCGAGAGUAAGAUGACUCCGAACGUCAUUUAGUGCCCACACAUAGUUUUCAAAUGAGUCACACAAAGUGCGUAACAUUUGAAGGUUAUCUGAUUUGAGCGACUUUAUCAUUCAACAGCUCGGAAAUCUGUGCGGCAGUCCACAAGUGAACACACCAGAAAGACCAACCUUCGCCUCCAGGAGCGACAGGAUGCUCCUCGAAGACGGAGAGGUGCUCACCGUGACCGGCCGCUGACUCAGGAGGAACUGCUGGCUGAGGCCAAAAUAACAGCGGAGAUCAACAUUCGAUCUUUAGGUUAAAAAAACAACAACAUCCCGUUCAUAUGAUUAUAGCUGUUUUCUGUGUAUUAGAAAUGAAACUGUAAAUAAAAUAUAAAAUCGCCUUUCUCCACUUAUUGUUCUUUCUGCGAGCAGAGAACUAUGAACGCCUGGAGGCCGACAAGAAGAAACAAGUGCACAAGAAAAGGCGUUUUGAAGGACCGACCAUUCGUUACCACUCAGUCCUGAUGCCGCUGGUCUCUCACUCUGUCCUGAAAGAAGAGAAUGUGGAUGUUGAAGGGUAUGUUUGAUCAACGUUAAGACUUCAGCAGCUACAGUAAUUCAGCUAAAAGAAUGCUUAACUUGCUGAACCGUUGUUUAUAUUAUAUAAUCUGUAAUCUGUGUUGGCUAAACUGAGCUCAAGUAUCUCAUCCCUUUCAGACAAUGAUAUACCUAAACAUUCUUUAUUCAUCAGGAUUAGUAGGUUUGCCUUUUUGCAACGAUUCAAACUCAACAAAAGAGUGAGGAAAGGAAUGAUGAAACUGUCCGUAGGAUGUUUUUUUUUUGCUAAAUUAGUCAUUUUGUCAUUUUCCUCUCAUUGAAGGCUGGAUCAGGAAGUCCCUCAGACGGCACCACAGAAUCUCACCACACCUUCUCAGCAGCCCGCAGGAGGCCUGUGCUCUCGUACGUACAUCACAUUUAGCGACGAUGAAUCUUUCGAGGCGGCCUUUUCUCACAGCGGUCAGUCAAGUCCUCCGCUGCCUGUCCAGGAGAUUUGUCCUGUUACCCAUAAGGCUGCGCUGUACAGAGACCCUGUCACUGACAUACCCUAUGCUAACGCACGAGCUUUCCGCAUCAUUCGGGAAGCGUACCGUAAGUACGUUGCCGCCCAUGGAUUUCCAAAUAUGUCAGGAGGGGUGACGGGAUUGGACUCUUCUGCGGGAAAGGGUGCUCGCCAGAAAAUGGUUGUUAAACAAAGUGCUUCAGGGAUGUAGAAGAGUUACCAAAAGUGAUAGAGAAUACAUCUCUGCAUAUUUUUGAAGCGGACUCAGACUCAGGAAGAGUGACUUGAUAAAUGACACAAGGAAAACCUGAAACCGGUCAGUUCUUUAACCAUCCAUGCAACGUGGUUAAUUAAAAAGAUUCAGAUCUUUUGACACAAUGUUUUUUUAAUGAAGCAAUUAAAAGUAAAACACUCAGUGCAGCUGCUGACUGAAUGGUAUAGAAUAAAGUUAAGCAAUCAUCACUGUAAGCAGACCAGUAUACGUGCAAAAAGCCUUCCCUUCACCAAACAGAGAAAUGAUCAGUUCUUACUUUUUUACUGACAAAGGUUGAGUGAACAAAAAAAUACAGUUUGUCUUUGAAACAAAAAAAGGAAGUAGUUGGUCUCUCUUCAGGGCAGAUGUGCAGCUUUUCAGUUUUCUUGUAUAUAAAAUAAACUUUUUUUAUUGUUGGGGUAUUUGGUUUCUUUAAG